AUGAGUUCAAAAUUCGCGCUCAUCAGCAAAAAUAUAAUUUCUUCCGAGUAUCCUUUACAUAGCUUUCAACUCCCUAUCCAUGGUGCUAUAAUAAUUGAAGAUGGACUUAUCUUAGACAUAAUGCCCUAUAGCAAAAGCAUAGAAAAUUAUUUACAGCAGACUUGCAUAGUUGAAGACCUAGGCGAGCUUUUCAUAUCGCCAGGCAUCAUAGAUUUAAACGUCUCAUUUGGCUAUGAUGGGCAAUUAAUUACAACAAAAUCCGCUUUAUCAGGCGGGGUCACUUGUAUAGCAUCUUGCGAAAAAAUAAUAGAGGAUAUCUAUACAGAUAUCGCUCCUCUAGUCUAUCUUUCUGAUGAAAAUUUGCAAGAUCUCCCAAAUUUAAUUUCCAGCGGAAUUUUUGGCUUCAAAGCUGUAAUGGUCCCCCAAAACUACAAUUUUCCUAUAAUAAAUUCCCAUAUAGAAGAAGCUUUAAAGAUCAUAGGGAAUUCUCUUCCUAUUUUCGUCCAUCCUGAGUUUUUUACUGUAAAAUCUCUUAUGGAGAUCGCCCCACACCGAUGCAUUAUUCCUGAAGAAUUCCCAUCAACCCCUUCAGACUGUAAAAUAGGCGAACAUCCUGAUACAGAAGAAAGAUUUUCGUCUGAGGACGAAAUUUUGCCUUUUUCUUAUUCUCCAAAUAGCACUCCGACCACUAAAGAUAUUGGAGGGAUAAGGAGGACUUCUUUUAAGAUCCCAACGAUUAUUCAUCCAUUUGAAAUGAGUCCACCUAAAAGCCCAGAUAAGAAAAGAGGCAGUUUGCCUUGUGUUUUAAGUGUAAUUGAAGAGAAAAAUAAAAAUGAGGAGCAAGAAGAGCAUAAAAAGUCCCCAAAAAUAUCAGAAAGACACUCGAUUUUGUGUACAGUAGAGGGUUAUUCAAAACCAAUGCCAAUACAGGAUUUAAAGUGCAUUAAAAAAGAAGCUAAUUUUGAUUAUAAUUUGCAGCAUGUAGAAAGCUUUCCUGUGGAAUGAGAAAUUGAAGCUGUAAAUAGAAUACUGAACCAUGCAACUAUGGAGGCAAAAAUCCACUUUUUAAAUGUCAGCUCAAGCACUGCUAUUGAGCUUAUUAAAAGCAAUAAAACAUCUUAUAGUCACUUAACUUGUGAAACUUCUACACCCUAUUUGUAUUUUGAUACAUCCAGCAUCAAGCAGAGGGAUGGUAGAUAUAAGGUAAAUCCUCCUAUUCGGGACGCCAAAAACAACAGUUUGUUAUGAAAUUUAUUAAUGAGCCAGACUAUUGACUCUCUAUCAAGCUACCACCAGCAAUUUCCUCCAUUACAAAAAUUAGGGGAAUUUAAUGAAGCAUCUAAUGGAAUUUCUUCAAUUGGGUACUUAUUACCGGCAGUUUGGACCAAGCUAAAAAGAAUUGUCCCAGCAGAAUUUGAAAAGGAAGCCCUUGUAAAGCUAUCUAAUUGGCUUUCUAGCCUCCCAUAUUUAAAUUGGAGCAAAAUAUCGCUAAAAUUUUCAUUUUUUUAUACUUUCACUCCUUUUUAAACUGGAACAAAAUUUGUUUUUCAAUAUGAAAAUUUUAUCGAUGGAAAAUUAGUUUUGGCCUAAUUUAAUAGAAAAAAAUGAAGUAGAAUUUAUUUAAGACACUUAAUUUUUUUUAUAAAAAUAAAUUAAAAUUCAAGAAAGAUUUUUUAAAAUAAAGAUUAACACCACUUUAAAUUGACAACAGGAUUUUUUUGUUUUAAUUUAAAGGUGGGGAGUAAUAAUCCUGCGAAUAUUUUGGGGAUUAAUAGAAAAGGGUGCAUUAGGCGUGGAAAGCAUGCAGAUUUAGUUGUUUGGGAUCCUUAUGAGAAAUUUACUGUAGAAAAGAGUGAAAAUUCUUUGGAUGUUUCACCAUUUGUGGGGGAAGAACUUUAUGGAGUUGUGCUCAGGACUUAUGCGAGGGGAAAGUUAGCUUUCAGUAAGUGUACUAACUCCCUCCUUUAAAUUGUAACCAAAAAUCCUGUUCAAAUUUAAAGGGGUAUGAUUUGAAUUAUAUUUAUUUUUGUUAGGAAAUAAUUAAAAAAAUUAAUCGAUUUAAUAUGAAAAUGUUUUAAAGAGCCAAAAUUAAUUUUAUAAAAAUUAAUAAUUUCAUAUUUCAUUUUUUGUAAUACAAUACUUUGAAUUUUAUCAGUGUAUAAUUUAUUUAAAUAACAUUCUACUUGCAUUUUAUCUAUUAAAUUGGGUUAAAACUAAUUUUAUAAAAAUUAUUUUUUUUAAUCAUUAAUGUUUUUUAUAAAAAUAUAAAUUGAGCACAAUGCUUUUAAUUUUUAAUAAUUUUAUGAAGAAUUAAAUAAAAAUUAAUCGAUUCAGUAUGAAAAAUGUUUAAAUAGCAUUCUAAAAAAAUUUUUAUUUUCAGCUUUAAUAUUUUUUAAAAUAAAUUAAGUCAAAAACUAAUUUUAUAAAACAUAGCAUUCCUAUUGAAAACAAAUUUGUUCCAAUUUAAGAUGAUUAAAGUACCCAAAAUACAAAUUUUGCCGAAGUAUUUCCAAUUUAAAGGAUGGGAGUAAGCUAUCAUUUCCAAUUGGAAAAGUGUUGAAAAAAGAUUAA
This is a messenger RNA of Blepharisma stoltei, 2571 nucleotides long. The record is from the annotation of a GenBank genome assembly. Lineage: Eukaryota; Ciliophora; Heterotrichea; Heterotrichida; Blepharismidae.